UUUGACUGGGGAGGGUGUAUCAUGUUGGAAGUAUAUUAAGCUAAACGUCUAUGCCUUUUCCUUACCUAAUAAGGAUGUGGCUGUUAGCACAAAAGGGAGAUGCGAAUGAAGUCAUAUCUGACUUAAUCUAUUCAUGAUUUGUAGAAAGGCCUAGUUGCGUAAACCAAAUUUGGAAAGAGCAAUGACAUAUCGAUUGUCAGUUUGCUGCUCCCAUGCUUUCAAAAGAAAGUAAAUGGUUUUUGAUUUAAUAGAUAUACUCAGCUAUUGUUUUAAGCUCGGUCAUUGCUCUCUAAGCCAGAGAUGUGUAAGUAUGUGUUUGUUUUGGCGUUCUGGCAUCUAGUGUUAUGAUGUUGAAUCAGCUGUCGCAAGUGGAAUACUUUGCCCAUGCCGGCAUGAUAAUGUUUUGAUACGAAGGCCAAGCCUGCAGGAUGUGGGGAUAGAAGUAUUCCAGCCAAAACUGUCUUCUGAAGCCCAGGAAAAGUAUCAGUCAUUAAGUUUUUAGUGCUGAUGCAGAUGCAUUUAAAAUUCUCCUGGAGAUGAAGAUGAAGAAGAGGCAGAAAAAGCCUACUUUACCAAGCACUGUGACUGAGCUUGACACUGAGGAUGGUUCUAAAGUAUAUGUGGUUGGAACAGCCCACUUCAGUGACAGCAGCAAAAAGGAUGUAGUGAAGACAAUACAAGAAGUACAGCCUGAUGUAGUUGUGGUGGAACUAUGCCAGUACAGAGUUUCUAUGUUAAAGAUGGAUGAAAAGACAUUACUAAAAGAAGCCAAAGAAAUAAAUCUGGAAAAACUUCAACAAGCUAUAAAGCAGAAUGGAGUCAUGUCUGGAUUGAUGCAAAUGCUGCUUCUGAAGGUUUCUGCUCACAUCACAGAACAGCUGGGAAUGGCCCCAGGAGGAGAAUUCAGGGAGGCUUUCAAAGAGGCCAGUAAAGUACCUUUCUGUAAAUUCCAUCUUGGAGACCGACCCAUCCCUGUUACAUUUAAGAGAGCAAUUGCUGCACUUUCUUUCUGGCAAAAAGUCAAGCUUGCCUGGGGCCUUUGCUUCUUAUCUGACCCAAUCAGUAAAGAUGAUGUGGAGAAAUGCAAACAGAAGGAUUUACUGGAGCAGAUGAUGGCAGAAAUGAUUGGAGAAUUUCCUGAUCUUCAUCGAACGAUUGUCUCAGAACGAGAUAUUUACUUGACCUACAUGCUGAAGCAAGCAGCAAAACAGAUAGAACUACCUCGAGCUUCAGAAACUGAACCUAGAAAAUAUAUCCCAGCUGUUGUAGUUGGUGUUGUUGGGAUGGGUCAUGUACCUGGAAUUGAAAAGAACUGGAACUCUGACUUAAACAUCCAGGAAAUAAUGAGUGUGCCUCCUCCAUCAGCGUCAAGUAAGAUUUUCAAAUUUGUCAUAAAAGCAACAGUUUUUGGACUGAUGGGAUAUGGCUGCUACCGAAUAGGUCAAAGGACGGUUCAGUUUAUUCUCUCGAUGCCAGCAGCACAGAGCUAUCUUCAGAAGCUGACAGAAAUAAGGUCUCAGCAUUGAACAUCAAGUGGAGGCACUAUGGGAAGAAGGUGGCUGAAAAAGGGUGAUAGAGGCAACAAAUGUGAACUGGACUGAAAGAAGAGCGAGUUGAGGAUUCUAGUCAGAGAUGAUUGAUGCUGAGCAAUGCCGAGUUGCUGUAUAAUAAAAGAUUUGAUACUAAAGUUACACCAGCUAUGAUCUAAUAAAUAGGUUUGAUUCCUGGUAAGUGUGUUGCAUGAAACCACGUGAUUCCAGAUUGAGGUAAAAGAAAUAUGUACACAAAUAUAUAUAUUAUAUGUACGCAUACUGUAUAUAUAAUAUAUAUUACUGAUGAUAUAGUACAGACAGCUUAAAGAGUGUAUGUUCAUUAAUUCUUUUCCAGAGGAACAGAACAACAGAAAGUAACCUAAUUGGCUGCAUCUGCUCCGAAGUUCAGGGAUGCUUGUCUUGAGUGAUUCUUUGCUUUUUUCCCUUGGGUAUAAUAAUACCUAGUGGUCAUUUCUGGUGCCAGACACUUUUACACGUUAUUUAGAAGGACAUCUUCUCAAUGUGUGUUUUAUACUUAAAACAUUUAGGCUUUUUUUAAACUUAAGAGCUUUCCAGAAAUUUCAGAAUUGUACAGGCUGUCAUACGUACACUGCUCAAAUUUUUUACAAGCCUUACUGAAGAACAGGAACGUUGCCUUUAGAUUGCAUCCCUUGUUACCACCACCAGUUGAAUUGUCUUUCUCCUGCAUAGAGAACGUAUAGCCACACCAUCAGAAUGCAAUGUGGUUUGUGUCAGAUGUUUACAGGACACUCUGUUCCUUUAGAUUAGCUUAUUUAAACUGUAUUAUUUAGCCAAAUCCUGCUGGAUUCAGUAUUGUAAAUUUAAGAGACUAGAACUACUGUACAAUUUCCUUUUGUUUCUCAUACAAUUUACUUUUGUUUCUCAGACCUUUCAUUAUUGGGACAAGAAGUCUGGAAUUGAUAGCACCUGCCCCUCAUUUUUGAUACAUGAAAGUAUUUUAUUUAUCAAUGUAAUUUCUCAGUGGAUGAAUGUUUUAAUCUAUUUAAUAGAAAAGCAGUGUUCAGUUUAGUUUUUCAAACUAGCUGUAGCAUUUUAUUUGGAUUACCUGCUAUUUAUACAUAGAAUUAUGGGUACUUCAAACUGCUGUGAUUUUCUUAAUUAUCCAGGACAGCCAUCCAUCAUCAAUCUUUUUUUUUUUUUUUUUUUUUCUCUAAUCCUAGGUUCAUAUUUCAUAGGAAUUUUUUUGGUACCCUUUAUACAGGAUUGUCAAUGAUUGUAAAGUGCCCUCUGCCAUCAGCUAGUCCCAGUUCAACAAUACAAGUAACUGUAACUGUCAUAUCAAAGUUUUAACCUGAUGUAUUUGAAUGGAAGAGUCCCAUUUGCUCCUCAGGCUCAUACACCGUUGCUCAUUGCGUAAAGUGAAGUUUUUAUCUGUAUUGAUUUCUUUUGGGAAUGAAAGAUAGGAACCAGUGUGUGAGGCAGGAGGAGGAAAAGGUGAUGUGUUUUGUGUUUCUUUGUUGUUUUCAGUUGGUUCAAUAAAAUCAACAAACUGCUUCUAGUAGGGUGUAUUUCCAAAGCCUUGUGUUGGAAAUUGUCCCAUAGUCUAUUGUUUGCUGAAAGUAUGUACAUGUAUCUUCUGUGCAGUGUUGUCUCUUUCAAGCUUUUUAUAUGAAAUUAAGGGUCUAAAUGCUCCUCUCUGUGAUGGCAUUGACUUUACUGGGAGCUGGUCUGUCCAUGCAACCUGAUGCUUUUCUGCCUUGCACUUUGAAAAUUUUAUGAGUUCCAGUGCAGCAAAUCAUUUAAGUGCAUGUUUAUCUUUAAACCUAUUAAAACUAACCCGAUCCUGCAGAGCUCUUAAGAUGAUGCUAGGUGCUUUUCUGGAUCUGGGCCUUACAGUUGUGCAGGGAAUAAACCUUAGCAAAUGAGAAUGGCAGCAAUUCACACUUCUAGGACACAAAGUGUAAAUGAUAAUAUAGAAUAUAGUAGAGGCGGGUCCUUUUAUUUUCCAUCUAUCAGUGCUUAAGAAACCACCAGCCAUCUCUAGCAAGUAGAAAAGCAGCAUUUGUAAACAAUUUAUAGAAGACUAGAGUGACUGCCUGAAUUUUGAUUCCUGAUUUUUUUUUUAAAGGUUUAAUGUAUUGUUUACAAUUAAGCAGUCCUAUUUUAAUAAUUCUAUUACAUUUUAUGUACAUUUUUAAAAGAUGAAAACAAAAGCUUAAGCUCAUUCUUCUCCUGGCUUUACUGACAUACCAAAAUAUUGUUUUGUUCAUUGUUUUUUUGAGAAUUUUUAGCUGGUAGAAUUCAAUAUAUUGAUGUUUUGCUUUAAGUUAUCUACAGAUUUUUAAGGUAUCUGCAGAUAUUUUAAAAGUUCUGUAGAUCUUUGAUAUCUGUGCUCAGGUAAUUUUACACAAAGGAAAACAAAUCUAAGGUAAAUUUUAGAUAUGAGCCUUAAACUUGGGUGGGACUAAUGCUAAAUGAUUGUCAUGGAGCAUUCUUGCAGAUGUAAUCUUUUAUGCUUUUUAGCCAGAAGUGAUUACCAUGUAAGUUGUCCGUUCAUUAUUCAGUUAUUCUCUCCAGUUAAUACCUUAUGCCUACUGUUUCACUCUUUUUUUAAUGAAACAUAUCAGCAGAUUCUUCAAGGAGCCUGUUUGCGGACAGAGAAUUUGCGAUUUAUCUUCCCACUGUUGCAGACUGGCAGAUCAUAUGCAUGCACUGUUUACUCAGUGGCGCUGGAAAGCCUGAUGAAUUUGCAGAACUAACAGUCCUAUGAAUCCAUACACGAAUGCUCAAUGUUGUAUAUUCAAUGUGUUGUACUGUUUAUGUAACAUAAUCAGUGUUUUAGGUCCAUUCUUUUCUGUUCUAGUCAGUCUUUUCAGUGUUAACAGCAUCCUGUAAAAUUUAUGUUGAAUUGUCCCAGCCCCACCUCAACCUUAUGAAGCCAUAUUGUAUUUUUUUGGUGACAUGUACAUCUGUUUUAUGCAUUUGUACAUGUGAUGUAAAUUUGAAGUAUUUUUAACAAUGUGUGCCUUUACUCGAAAGUGAUUUAAAGUAAACAGCAGUAUGUUCUAUGAUAUAAAAAAUAAAAUAUUUUAACCACCAUUUCUGUUGAAGGCAUUUGUUUUCCUUAUUAAUCAAUAUUUUUAUUGAGAACAAACACUGGUUAUCUAGACCUAGUACAUGAUAAUUUCGCCAUCUGACGCAUUUUUCUGAAUGUCAGUUGGAGUAAAUACCUCCCACUGAGGGGCAUCUCAGUGUAAUGUUGAAGUAGGGAAACUGGUUUCUCAACCUACCAUAUGCAAUUGGUUGAGAGAAGAAAGGAUGAGUUUCCCCUGCCCUACUAAACAUGCAGGGAGACUGACUUCUCAACGUGAGUACCUAAAUUCAAAGUCCAGAGUUAGGCAUGGUGAGUUGACUUGUUGUUGUUGUUGUUGUUGCUUUUCUUUUAAUGUCUCUCCAGUGCUCAGUUGUGCAAGGAGCUGAUGGCCUUAGUCCCAGUCCAGUGAAGCGCUCAGACACUGGCCUAACAUCAGGCACAGUCACUUGUGCUUACAGUGCUGGCUGCUGCAUGGGAAGUAAAUACCCUUAGAGUGGAAAAGAUAUUGAAUUAGUUGCAAAGAGUUUAAUCUUUCAAACUGAGCUAGCUAAAUCAAUGUGACCAUUACUUUUUUUAAAAAAAAGCUAAUAAUAAAAAGACCCUAUAUUCAUACUGAAAGUAAGUAUAUAUCAUAAGCUAUAUUCCAUACAGAUAGUCUGCUGAUGGUAUACUUUGUCAAUCAGUGCUCCAUACUUUUUGAUUGUAUGCGUGUGAAGCAAAGUGCAGUCCUGUUUUCCUUGAUCAGGCAAACUUCCCUUCAGUUGCACUUGGAGCUGCAUCUGCAAAGGAGUGCUGGGUAAGCCAUUUAGGUGGAAGAAAAAAAUUUUACAUACUGUAGUCAAAUACCAUCCAUGGGACUGGCAGAUGACAUGCUGCACAGCACAUGAGCUAUCGAGCAGUGCUCAGUCAGGCAGCCUCAGUUUGCACACCUGCACACGGAAGGCAGCUGCCUGUUCGCGGAGUGUAUUGUUCACCAGUGUUACAUGCAUACUGCUGGCCUAGGUCAUGUUUGAGAUAUCUUUUCUAUACCAAAUACCGAACCAAAUUAAAAAAUUUAUUUUUGAGGUGGAUUAAUAUUGCCCAGAUUUCCAUUGGAAGCUGUUUUUCUGUGUGUGUAUUGUAAAACAUCUAAAAGGCACUGAGAAAUAUAUCAAGUUAUCUCAAAGUGCCAGGCAGUAGUGGGAACUACACAUGGAAAAGAAACAACACACUUGUCACUUGUGUAACUAAGAUACUCAUGUACGUAUUUUCCUGUUUCUUUCUAAAACUGAAAUAAACUUUAAUUUUAGACUUGA
Messenger RNA from Aquila chrysaetos chrysaetos, 5903 nucleotides. RefSeq names its product TraB domain containing (gene TRABD). The transcript is spliced from 8 exons. The record is from RefSeq and is a predicted model, not a curated record. Lineage: Eukaryota; Metazoa; Chordata; Aves; Accipitriformes; Accipitridae. The coding region runs from base 537 to 1526 and encodes 329 amino acids.